Vicia villosa (hairy vetch) is the source of this 1231-nucleotide messenger RNA. Its product is annotated as biotin carboxyl carrier protein of acetyl-CoA carboxylase, chloroplastic-like. Bases 128 to 940 code for a protein of 270 amino acids. Gene Ontology annotation, molecular function: acetyl-CoA carboxylase activity. The transcript is spliced from 7 exons. NCBI's taxonomy places the organism in Eukaryota, Viridiplantae, Streptophyta, Magnoliopsida, Fabales, Fabaceae. The record is from RefSeq and is a predicted model, not a curated record. Gene Ontology annotation, cellular component: acetyl-CoA carboxylase complex. Gene Ontology annotation, biological process: fatty acid biosynthetic process.
UACAGUUGAGAGCUGCCUCACUCAUCAAAACACAAAACAAGUCUGACUGACUUACCUUUGAUUUCGUCGAUCCAACAUCCUGACUUCCUUCUUUCACUUCACACUUCACUUCACUUUAGAUUCAUUCAUGGCUUCCACUUUACCUUUUGCCGCUACUCUUAAACCUUCAACUCUACCUUCCACCACCAAAUCCUCACGCUUUUCUCACUCCUCCAUCUCUUUCCCUCUUCUCUCUCCUAAUUCCAACAACUCCCUCCGUUUCUUCAACAAGGGACUAUGCCCCAGAGUUAAGGCCCAGUUAAAUCAGGUUUCCCUUGAUGGUUCUUCCAAUGAUGUGCCUCAUGUUAAAGCUAAAUCAGAUGUGGAACCACCGACGGAACCUUCUAUUGAACUAUCUUCUUCGAUCCUGGAAAAUGAAGAAUCAAUCUCUCAGUUUUUUAUUGAAGUUGCAAGUCUUGUCAGGCUUGUUGAUUCAAGAGACAUUGUGGAGUUGAAGCUGAAGCAGCUAAACUGUGAAGUAAUAAUUAGGAAAAAAGAGGCUUUGCCUCAACCAGAAUAUGCUCCUCCGCCUGCAGUGACGUAUUCACCACCUUGGCAAACGGCACCCCCUGUUGCGCCAUCGUAUUCUCAGCCUCCUCCUACUCCUACUCCUUCACCUUCACCGUCAACUUCUCUCGUUCAUGUCAAGUCACCUAAGUCAUCACAUCCGCCUCUUAAAAGCCCCAUGGCAGGGACAUUCUACCGAAGUCCUGCACCGGGUGAACCACCAUUUGUGAAGGUUGGAGACAAAGUAACGAAGGGCCAAGUCUUAUGCAUCAUUGAGGCAAUGAAGUUGAUGAAUGAAAUAGAAGCUGAUAAGUCAGGAACCAUAGUUGAAAUCAUCACGCAAGAUGCCAAGCCUGUCAGCGUUGGUACUCCCCUAUUUGUGAUUGCACCGUAGAGCCGGCAAAGUAUUCAAGUAGGCGGACGAUAAUCUGCAGGUCGUGUUAGUUGAAAAGUGUGAGGCUUAUCCCAACCCCGAGGUAGAGGAAGUGUAGGAAGAUUUUGUUUUGAAUUGGGAUGUUGCAAUGUUGAGAAGAAUUACUAGCUUAUGAUGAGUUUGUUCCCACCCCUCUUAUUUUUCACUUUUCGAUGAUUGGACUAAGUUUUGGUUAACUUUUCUUUUGUUUUCAACUUUAAGUUAAGUUAUUGUGUGUGAUAUUUAUUCCAAGUCUUCUGUUUUUCCUUUUUU